Messenger RNA from Trematomus bernacchii (emerald rockcod), 6682 nucleotides. RefSeq lists its product as uncharacterized. The record is from RefSeq and is a predicted model, not a curated record. NCBI's taxonomy places the organism in Eukaryota, Metazoa, Chordata, Actinopteri, Perciformes, Nototheniidae. Gene Ontology annotation, biological process: transforming growth factor beta receptor signaling pathway; cell differentiation; BMP signaling pathway. The transcript is spliced from 13 exons. Gene Ontology annotation, cellular component: heteromeric SMAD protein complex. The coding region runs from base 305 to 2170 and encodes 621 amino acids. Gene Ontology annotation, molecular function: I-SMAD binding; DNA-binding transcription factor activity, RNA polymerase II-specific; RNA polymerase II cis-regulatory region sequence-specific DNA binding.
ACUGACGCGCACGACGUCUCCCCUCUAUUGUUAUUGUGGCGUGCGCGAGGGGAACAGACAGGAUGCACGAGGAGACAGUGGGGCUGAUAAAAGGAUAAAACAACCGAGAAACAUCAAGCUAGCGCUUUAGCCUAGAAAGCCGGGAAAUAAACACUAGCUCGUUACAUUACAGGACUUUAGGGAGACAUUAGCCGCGUAAAGGCACAGCGGUUCGUUACAUAGGAUUAAUACAAAGGAGUAUAAACACAGACCACACGUACGGCUUGCUAUCUUUCUGCCCAACUUCUUCUAUCCACUCCGGCUGAUGUGGACUGACUCAGAGCUUGGCCAUCACGAUGCUGGGGAACUUUCUGGUCACUCAUUGGCCGACCAACUUAAUACCAGCAGCAUCAUGUCAGUGAACCCUCCGAGCAGCAAUGACGCCUGCCUCAGCAUCGUGCACAGCCUCAUGUGCCACAGGCAGGGCGGGGAGAACGAGGGCUUCGCCAAGCGGGCCAUCGAGAGCCUGGUGAAGAAGCUGAAGGAGAAGAAGGACGAGCUGGACUCGCUCAUCACCGCCAUCACAACCAACGGCGUACAUCCCAGCAAGUGUGUGACCAUCCAGAGGACGCUGGAUGGACGGCUGCAGGUGGCGGGGAGGAAAGGUUUUCCUCACGUCAUUUAUGCACGGUUGUGGCGCUGGCCCGACCUCCACAAAAAUGAACUCAAGCAUGUCAAGUUCUGCCAGUACGCCUUUGACCUGAAGUACGACAACGUCUGCGUCAACCCCUACCACUACGAGAGGGUGGUGUCGCCUGGCAUCGGUACGUCAGCUUCAUACUUCUCAGUUGGUCUCAGCCUUCAAAACACAGCAGCAGCCGGCGGCGGCCUGAUCAAAGAGGAGUACAUCCAUGACUGCAUACAGAUGGACCUCCCGCCUGGCAUGCCUCUGUCUGACCACCAAGCAGCCCUGAAGCUCCCUCCUGCAGACCUCUACGGGCAGCCACAGCUCUCCUCUGAGCCCCAUGGACCCCCACCCGUCACCAGAUACAACCUGCCUGUCUCACCCAAAGUGUCCGGCUCCGGCUCCAUGCUGCCUCUGCAGGGGGGCCACCCUGACGGACGGCUCCAAACGCCAUCUCCACAGGCUCAGGGCAUGACCCCGGCUCCACGACCUCUGACCCCGACCCAACCCACUCCUCAGCAACAGGCUGGCCAGCAACCCUCACAGCCCCCCCACCCACAGCAGCCCCCCCUACCUCCUUCUCACUCGCAUGGACAGAACGGGUACAGCAGCAAUAAACACUCUCAGAGCCAGGCGGCCUUCCACACAGUGUGGACCGGCAGCAGCACAGCCUCCUACACUCCUAUAGGACCCCAGCAGAAUGGGCAGGGUCACCAACAACCCCCCCUCCAUCAUACCAACCACCACUGGUCCCAGCAUCAUGGCACCACCUCUUUCCCUCCAUCUGUGUCCAACCACCCAGGACCAGAGUUUUGGUGCUCCAUCUCCUACUUUGAAAUGGACGUUCAGGUGGGGGAGAUGUUCAAGGUGCCCUCCAGCUGCCCGGUGGUCACCGUGGACGGUUACGUCGACCCGUCAGGAGGAGACCGCUUCUGCCUCGGCCAGCUGAGCAACGUCCACCGCACAGACGCAAGUGAAAGAGCCAGGUUGCACAUAGGUAAAGGCGUGCAGCUGGAGUGCCGUGGGGAGGGCGAUGUGUGGAUGCGCUGCAUGAGCGACCACGCUGUGUUCGUACAGAGCUACUACCUGGACAGAGAGGCCGGCCGGGCCCCAGGGGACGCUGUGCACAAGAUCUACCCCGGGGCCUACAUCAAGGUGUUUGACCUGCGGCAGUGCCACAGACAGAUGCAGCAGCAGGCUGCGACUGCGCAGGCUGCAGCUGCAGCGCAGGCUGCUGCUGUGGCAGGAAACAUCCCCGGGCCAGGCAGCGUCGGAGGCAUCGCACCUGCAGUUAGUCUGUCUGCAGCCGCGGGGAUCGGGGUGGACGACCUGAGGCGUCUAUGUAUCCUGCGGCUCAGCUUCGUAAAGGGUUGGGGGCCCGACUACCCCCGGCAGAGCAUCAAACACACCCCCUGCUGGGUGGAGGUCCACCUGCACCGCGCUCUGCAGCUGCUGGACGAGGUGCUGCACACUAUGCCAUUGGCAGACCCAGGGCCUGCUAACUGAGGACCAACGUGUUCAAUAUGAACUGUAUGAAUGUGCACACACACUCACACACAUACACACACACACACACACAUACACCUGUUGCCAAAUAUGCUAUUAAAUUGAUACACGAAGCAAAUCAAUGAGAAAUACAGGAAACAUCGAGGACCAAUAACAUUAUGCUUUUAACAAUCAAUGCACACACGCACACACACUGCAACCAAACUGUCUGCAGCCACACAGACACACACACAUGUUUCUAAUGCUUUACUCUGCAAUCUAAAGUCAAACACAAGGGAGGAAAGAUUCUCACCAACCUGUGUUCUGAAGACAUUUGUAUGCACUGCAGAAAUCCAGUUUCCCUAUAUGCAAUUGGGAUUUCUUGAAAUUGUAGCAGUGUUCUGCAAAUUAAUUCAUGACAAAACACAGACAUGUCAAAAGUAAUGGAGUUCAUUCACAGUGAAUACACACAGUGUUACAGGUGUGUUUGGGUGGCAGAUGGAUGCAUAAAGGAGCCCAGUGUUUAUGUCAUCUCUGUGCUCGUACUGUAUGUCCAUCUCAACUCAAACUGUUAGCAUCGAUAGCUGGUUAGCCCUCUUAUUACGCUCAGCUCAAGCUAUAUUAUUUUUGUACCAAAAGACUAAAAAGCCAAAAACAUUUAGCUUUAAGUAGUGUUGUUGUUCUUUGUAAUGAAACAGUGCUACCCUGUAUGUAACCAAAAGCCAAAAUACCUCAUAACUACAGUGCAAAGUCACGAUUACGUUCUCCGCCUGAAGCGCACACACUGUUCUUCACUGACUGGCUGAAGUGGGUGAGAGCAGCCCUCUGUUAGCAUUCUGGCUCCAACACUCCCUUAGUUUGCGUUCCUUUAGCUUUAUGAUGUAGCGUGCUGUGCUGUGCAGAACUUGAUGAUUGGACCGAUGAGCAGAACUUAUACCGAUGACUGAAUAGCUCCGGAGACAGAAACCUGAGUGCCUCUCUGUUCUCAUCUCUGACAGUGUGCUCACUCUAUUUCAAUCAGAGCCCUGUUUUUUAUAUGUGGCCCAACCAAAGCAGACUAUCAUGCUGAUAUCAGGCUCAAGUAAUCCUGCUUUUAAUCAUGCAGCUAAUAGAGUGGUGCACUGAUGACAUCUUUUUGUAGGCUGACCCCGGAAGAUAGCAUCGCUAGACCUCUCGAUAAAAAAGAAUGGGAUUUUUUAUUGGAUUUGGGAAUUUUGCAGAAAAUUCUCUCUGGAAAACACACGUUUAUGAUACUUACAUGUUUUGUCCUUCUGGUCCGGGGCCCCAAGCAGUUGCCUGCCUUGCCUGUUGGCAAGCGGCGCCCCUGCAUACAAGCUUCAGAUAUUUACACGUGGGGUAUUUACUGACAUAAAAAACAUUCAAAUCUCCUUAGCUUGUGGUAACCACAGACCUUAUUUCAUGGUUUCAACCACAAACAUGUUCAAAAAACUGUUGAUUCCAAGAUGAGGGAACCGGAGGUGCUAAAAUGCUGACUCAUUUCAGGGUUUCAGGACUCAUUCCUGCACCACUCUGUUUGGUUAUUUGGAUGGAUUUGUUGAUCCCUAAUUAAGCUAUCUUUAAAAAAUGAUGCGCUCUUCUUUUAUAAUAAAAGUCAAAUAAGUACAGAGUUGAACCAUACACAGCAUUUAGAUGAUUGGCUGUGUGCUGAUCAUGUGAUCGUGGUUACAUGAGGUUGAUGUGUAGGGAACACUCCCAGUUAAAGUUAGUCCUUCCCAAUGUUUCUCUCCCGUGAAUGACUGAACGCUGUGUCACUUUAAAUGUUGCGGCCGUAAGGUUCAAGGUUCAAGGUUCUUUAUUGUCAAUCUGACAUAGCUACAGAGUAAUUAUGUAGUUGAAAAUCUUAUGUCACAGGCUUCUCCAACAAUGCAAGGAAUUGUGGGACAGCAUUAUCUCCAGUGUUUCAUAAAGGAUGGCUCAGAUAAUAAAGGAAGCAUUGAAGCUCUUUUCCCAUCAUCUAAUCAAACAGCUCUUAUCAUGACUGACACUGAGGUACUUCCGGGUCAUUUCCCUCCGUUAGGAACCUUCCUAAGAAAAAAAGAGUAUUCGACCACAAUCUAAGUCACAUUUUAUUUUACGGGUGUCAUUUUCUUCUACAUGUGUUUAGUGGUGUGGACCCAAUGAAAGGGUACAAUGUAACCAGUAUCAAAUGGUACCAUCUACUACAGGGAGUUUAGAUCCAAGAGUGGGUAAUGUUCUGACGGCUCGUUCUGUGGAGUGCUGAGAGGAGAGGUCAUGUGAUUCAGCUGCUUAUCAAACAUCAGCCAUAUGCAUAUUUGUGAUUUGUGCCUUUUGUUCUCAGCCAUAGAUGCACCAACACUGGACCCUCACACACACACACACACACACACACACACACACACACACACGCAGGUUUCUCUCUCCACACAUGAAGGUUCAUGUUGCACAUUGUGAUUUCAGAUGUUUCAGUCUUUGGGUGUUAUUCUGUGGUUCCCUCAGGUAUCUGUGUAGUUCAAUGAAGAUAUCACAAUGUGUCCAACUUUCUUCUAGAGAUAGUAUUAAGAGAGCACUCAUCUUACCUGAGUAGUAUUAUUUAUUGCCUUUUGUGAGUGUAAAACAUGAAUGAGUACGCGUUGCACUAUUUUAAUCUUAGCAUGGACAACUCAAAUAGAUGUCAUAUUUAUCUCUGCUCUGCUGCCCAUGUUCAGGGAGGUACAAGCAGGCUUUCUCAGAUAAUGAGCAAACCCUUCAUCACCAUCAUCAUCAUCAUCAUCAUCAUCAGAGGAUUAUCCCCAUCACACACACAUCACCUCGAACACAUGUCCACAAGUGCUUUGCAUUCAGCGCCUGUAUCUGUGCACAUCUGUGGAUGUACAUGUCCAGAGAACUAAACCCAGCUUCAACUGUCAUUUUGUGGGUUUGUCAUUUUAAAAAUGUCAAAUGAUGCUUUAUUUGAUACUUCUCAGAGGGAAAUAGCUUGUCUGUAGAGACAAAUCAAACAUUUGUGCAUGUUCAUCUGAAGUCUACCACCAAGAUACUCUAUCUUCCCCGCAGUGACGACCAUAUGACCAGAAUUCAAAUCAUUUACCUAAGUAAAAGUGCUAAAACCAAACUGUGCAUACUCUUGUUACAAGUAAAAGUACUGAAUACAAAAUGUUACUUAAGUGGAAGUCAAAUCAGCAAAACAUUAUUUAACGUACUAGUACCAAUUGCAGAACAAUCUAAAAUAAGGAAAAAGAAACAUCCAACAAAAUCAGAAUGAUUCAAAAAUACAUUUGAAAAUGGCUUUAUAGAUGCCAAUAAGUCCUCUCUCAGUUGGACACUUGAUUUAUCCACUAACAUAUUCUUGAACAAAUUGUUUCAUUUAUCACAAAAUCACAUUUUUGAACUCUUACAAAAAUCUGAAUUAGGUUAAAGGUUAAAGUUACAUAUUAAGAUAAGUGACAACAUAUUUAAGUCAGACAUCUUUAUUUAUAUCCAUUGUGUAAUUGGUUGAGAACAAAAUGACCCAAAAAUAGUUAAAGGACACCAAACUCAUCAACCCAUUGAGGGCUGGAUUCAAAAUCACACCAAAAAUCGAAAUGAUCCAACUCAAAAAGUCCAACGUACCCUGAAUGUGCACUUGUGUACUAAGUGACAUUCCAUGGCUGCAGAUGACAUCAUUCCCUCCAAGAAACAUCUCAGAAAUGUUUACUUAGUAAAUAUGACAUCCCUGUUUUUCCAGACCCAAGGCCUCUUACUUCAAGGGUUCUCACUUUGAAACAGAAAGCUUUAAUGUGCAGUCUGACGUUUGCUUCUAUGGAGUCCACUGCGUCAGAGCCACGGCCCCCCCCAUGAGUACGAUGUGUGUCCUGUCUGUAGAGGAACAGGAUCAUGCUGCAUCAUGUGAAGCAGAGAUGAAAUGAUCUGUGUACACUAAGAAGACACUUGUCAUAAUAUAGUGUCCUUUGUGUUCACGACAAUUCAUUCUUCCUCUGCUGUGAUUGGACGGUUCAGUGGCUGUGUGACAACUAUCCAAACUCUUAAUUUCCUCUUCCGCUACUCAUGGCCUUCAUCAGUGGAUAUAAUAAUACUACUACUCAGAAGUCUGUGAGCAAACCCCAUCUACUGAUGAAGACUGAGAGUGGUUUGAAAGCUCUAAAUGAUCUGGUUACUGUGCUAGAGUUUUGCUUUCAACUGAACAUGUGUAAAACCUAGAGCUCAAAAAGACACUCAGAAAAGGUUUAGGUUAAAUCAUUUAAAAUAUAGAAUUCAUUUAAUGUUGAUAUCCAACAAUACACAUUUGUAAUAAAAGCUCUGGAUGAAAGUGAUCUCCACCUAUUCCAAACCCACUGCAAUCCAUCCUCAUGAACAUUCAGUACCCAGAUCCUGAGAAACACACACAUCCCAUUCAUUACACAUUUAACACACACCAUGCUGACACACUACAAACACUAUAUGUACUAAAUCUUUUGAUUUGGCUUCCUGAAAUAUAUGGUUCUUUGAUUUUGUAGUUUUAUUGUAAAGAUGUGCUGCUCUUGUAAUGUUGACUGUAUAUUAAAAGAGAUAAACAUA